Grosmannia clavigera kw1407 is the source of this 1116-nucleotide messenger RNA. Its product is annotated as c6 zinc finger domain containing protein. Bases 1 to 1116 code for a protein of 371 amino acids. NCBI's taxonomy places the organism in Eukaryota, Fungi, Ascomycota, Sordariomycetes, Ophiostomatales, Ophiostomataceae. The transcript is spliced from 4 exons. The record is from RefSeq and is a predicted model, not a curated record.
AUGUCCACGGAUUUCAGCUAUCUCCUGGGGCCAACCAACAGUGAGGCUAUGCGUGGUACCACAGAGGAUGGAGCCCUACUUCCUGGAGAUUCGCAAAGUCCUGGCUCCCUCCUUUCUCAUACCCAGUCUCGCUCUAUCGACUCUCACUAUGACAACCUGGGAGGCAACAGUCUCGCCAUGCCAUCCAUGCAUCCCAACUCGCUCUAUAGUCCCUCGAAGACACAGACCCGCCUUCCACUGUCCCUUCCGCUGCAACAGUUUCCCGACUGCCUGACUCGCCUCCCGAGUACAGAUCCAGUUCACAGGUAUGGCACGCGGCUCAUGGUCCAAGUGCUGCGAUCCUAUCCGGCCAUGAUGUUGCGAAGGGAGACGUUUCCACCAUUCAUUCACGCGCGGAACGGCCGCGGCACCCAAACUCUGCCGGCACCGCUGGCCAACUGCAUGGGAAUCGCACAAUUGUUCGCUGGACGUUCACCAGAGACGCGUUCUUUUUUGUGGCACUCGAUCCGAUGUGAGAGUCAGCAUGCCAUGAACAACGCUUACUCUAUGUCGAAGGAGGACCUCCUAGCAUCCGUUCAGGUGCAGAUGAUCUUCUUGAUCAUGCGCGUCGUGGAUGAGGCCAUUGAUCCUCCAGAGCUCAACUAUGAAUUGCUGUGGAUCUUUAAGCUUCUCUGCACACGUUUUGCAGAGGUCGGGAUGCCUGAUGGAGAGGCCACCAUUGCAGCCAACACAGAAUGGGAAGAAUGGGUGCAAACAGAAUCCAAGAUACGGACCGCGCUCACCUUCUUUGUGAUUAGUCAGAUUGUUUCUGUGUAUACAGGAAUCAAGUGUGGACACAUGGACGAGUUCCAGAGCAUUCCACUCUGCUCGGCUAAGACACUGUGGGAGGCACGAACCGACGUCGAUUGGGCAUCGGAACGUGCCCUGACACUGCAGCGGGGUGAUGGCCUCCAGACCAUUGGCGAUUUGAUGCAGUUACAGAGCAUGUGUGGAGGCUCGCAGCAGGAAAGAGCCUUGGACAGCUGGAACGCAUCUGCAGACGGGUUGGGCCAUUUGCUUGGCAUAGCGGCGAGCAUGGUGAGUUGUGCUGAGAAGAAGUCCAUCGGCACUUUUUAA